This is a messenger RNA of Colius striatus (speckled mousebird), 724 nucleotides long. RefSeq names its product small cell adhesion glycoprotein (gene SMAGP). The record is from RefSeq and is a predicted model, not a curated record. NCBI's taxonomy places the organism in Eukaryota, Metazoa, Chordata, Aves, Coliiformes, Coliidae. The transcript has 4 exons. Bases 259 to 540 code for a protein of 93 amino acids.
GUGCUGUGAGGUGAUCCCAGCCCUGAGAGGUGAUCCCAGUGCUGUGAGGUGAUCCCAGCCCUGAGAGGUGAUCCCAGCCCUGAGAGGUGAUCCCAGUGCUGUGAGCUGAUCCCAGCCCUGAGAGGUGAUCCCAGUGCUGUGAGGUGAUCCCGGUGCUGCAAACCCUCCCUCAGUUUCCCGUGCCAUGGAACACGAGGCUCCUUCCAGUGGGGUUUGUUCUGAAGGAGCCCAGCCCUUCUCCUGGGAGGAGCCGAUGCGAUGGAAGGAGAGCAGCCCUCUCUGACUCCAGAAGAGCUGACAACCCCUUUCCUGAAGAAGGCUCACAACCCACCCCUCCAUGAGGACGUCAACACCGUGAUCAUCGCAGUGGUCAUCACCUUGGUGUUCCUCACGCUGCUGACGGUCCUGGUGGUGAUCAUCAUCUACCUGUACAGAAACAAAGGCAGCUACCUCACCUACGAGCAGCCAGCGGCCGAGGCCGACGUCUCGCUGCACAUGGAGGAUGCUCCAUCCAAAGAGAAAGAGGAGUAUUUCUUCUAAGCCACUCUGAGGCACUCCCAAACUCCCAGGAGCUGGGGGAUCUCACAAGCUGCUUCCUUCCCCCUUCCCCCUCCACUUAAUUUAUUAAGCAAACCAUGGAAGGAAAGUUACUGAGGUGAGGGCUGGGAGCAGCACAGGCCUGCACCCACCCCAUCGGCCCCCCUCAGUGCUAAUACAGACCUUA